AGUGGUUUCAUAAAUCGUCUGAGAUUGUCUGUAAAUUGUAAUUUGACAGGCGGUGGAAUGAAAUUUUAAUGGAGAGCACUUAAGAGACUACACAAGGAGGUGGAUUCAUUCUGAACAUUUACGCCGGUGUGAGACAAGCUCUCAUGAUGUUCUUGUUGGUGGCGGUCUGUCUUCUGCUGAGCCCUCUUCAAGCUCAGAGUCGCUCUAUUGAGCAUAAACAGAAUGUCUUGGAAAAGAGUAAUGAGGAGACUGAAAACAGCGCUGAGCAAGAGGAUAUAUCAGUGUCAGCUAUAAUUGAAAGGGCCAACCAACAUGCAGGACGGAGAAUGAACGAGCCCUCGAUUGAAUUUGGAGACAUCGCUGUAGCAACAGGCUUGGAAAUCACAGAUCCAUGCGCAGCUUAUGGGUGCAAAUGGCAGAAAAGCAAAAAUGGAAAAGUCGUUGUGCCCUUUGUCAUCUCUGGUGAAUACUCCUCCAAGGAAAAGAAUGUCAUUUUCCAAGGCUUGAGAUCCUUUGAGAAAUCGACCUGCAUUCGCUUCAGGCCUCACACAAAAGAGAGGGACUAUAUCAACAUACAGCCUAAUAUAGGGUGCUACUCUUUUGUGGGUCGUCGCACUGGAGGUCAGACUGUGUCUCUGGACCGUGCUGGAUGCAUCUCCCUGAAUAUAGUGCAACAUGAGCUACUUCAUGCACUGGGCUUUCACCACGAACAGAACCGCAGUGACCGUGACAAUCAUGUCCAAAUCCUUACAACAAACAUCAUUCCUGGGCUGGAGCACAACUUUGAUAAAAUCAAGACCAACAACCUGGAAACUGCCUAUGACUACAGCUCUGUGAUGCACUAUGGAAGGUUUGCCUUCUCCAAGAACAAACAGCCAACAAUCAUCCCUUUUCCUGAUAGUAAAAUUCCUGUUGGGCAAGCUGAGAAAAUGAGUUCAAAUGACAUUCUGCGUAUUAACAGACUUUACUGCAGUACUUUUUAAAUCCUUCCUGCUCUUAUUAAUUCAUUUAAAAGAACAUUUUGAAAUCUUUGUCCUUGCAUUUUAAAGGAUAUGCUGAUAAGCAAAUGCAUUUAUACUUUUUACUGUUUCCUUUUUUUUGUUCCAGAAAAAAAGUGUAUGUUACCAAACUUGGUAUGUUACAAAACUGCAUAAUUUUAGAGUUGGGUCUGUUUUUUGGGGUCUGUAUUGUCAAGUGAGGGUCGUAACUUUUCAAGUAGUUUGGCAUGUAUGAGUAAAACAUGUUUAAAACAUAGCUGAAUUAAGGAAAUACAUAACAUUUCUCUUCCUCUGUCUCAUGGUUUGUGUGCAAGUGACCACCCUUCUGUAUGCAAGGUUGCUAACCCCUAACAGAGCCAUACACAGUAGUUUCUUCUAUACUGAAAGGUUGUG
Labeo rohita (rohu) is the source of this 1391-nucleotide messenger RNA. It is a transcript of the gene c6ast1, whose product is annotated as six-cysteine containing astacin protease 1. The transcript has 9 exons. The record is from RefSeq and is a predicted model, not a curated record. Gene Ontology annotation, molecular function: metalloendopeptidase activity; zinc ion binding. The coding region runs from base 144 to 983 and encodes 279 amino acids. Gene Ontology annotation, biological process: proteolysis. Lineage: Eukaryota; Metazoa; Chordata; Actinopteri; Cypriniformes; Cyprinidae.